UGUAGCCGAUCGACAAGCUACCAUUAUUCCAUUAAUGCCUAAGGGGAGGAGGGGCUGAGCCAUCUCCCAUAAGAGGCGCACACACCGAAAGGCAUAGCUCGAGCUCGAGUCAGGCAUCAACUGGCAAGUUCGAAGCACCGCCUCCUUCCCAUGGAGCAGGCGAGGAGGAAGAGUUCACGGUCAUGGACGGCGGCCGUGGCCCUGGUGUCACUCUUUGCCGUAGUCGCCGUUGCCGCGGCGGGGGCGCCGGUGCCGAGGAGGAUCCUGGUGGACACGGACAUGGACACCGAGGACCUCUUCGCGCUGCUCUACGUCCUCAAGCAGGACCGGUCCAAGUUCGACGUCAAGGCCAUUACCAUCAACGCCAACGCAUGGAUCGACGCCGGCCACGGGAUCAACCAGCUCUACGACAUCCUCUACAUGAUGGGCCGCGACGACAUCGCCGUCGGCGUGGGCGGCGACGGAGGCAUAUCGGACGCCGGCGAGAUACACCCCGACGUCGGCGGCUACCUCCCUCUCAUAGACCAGGUCCUAAAUCUCCCUAGGCAAUCAGGUCGCUUUAACAUCAGUAAACAGUUCCCAUUUUACAGAGAAGUCCUUUAUAAGCCAGAUUUCAUGAACGUGAGCAGGGGAAAGCCAGUUAUUUUUGACAUGGACAUGAGCCCUGGAGAUUUUAUUUCCCUUAUAUAUCUAUUGAAGACACCAAGAGAAGCUAUAGAUGUAAAGGGGGUUUUGGUCAACGGCAACGGCUGGGCGAACAUCGCAACCAUCGAUAUCGUUUAUGACAUUCUACAUAUGAUGGGCCGCGAUGACAUUCCAGUUGGCCUUGGCAAUACCACUGCAUUGGGCAACCCAACCCUUGGUUGCGACAAUGCCUAUGCUAUUCCCGUGGGCAGUGGUGGAUUUAUCGACUCAGAUACAUUGUAUGGACUGGCUCGGUUAUUGCCAAUAAGCCCUAGAAGGUACACUCCUGAAAGCUCAGAUGAUCCGGAGCAUCGGCAGCCACUGGCUUUUGAAGUGUGGCAGUCUGUCAGGAGGCAACUUUGUCCAGGUGACAAGAUAACUCUUCUUACCAGUGGACCUCUCACCAAUUUGGCCAACAUUUCACUCUCUGACAGGGAUGCAAGCUCUGUGAUAGAGAGAGUUUAUGUUGUUGGAGGGCUCAUCAGAGAUGGAGGUCAUGAGAAGGGGAAUGUGUUCACUGUUCCAUCGAACAGAUACGCAGAGUUGAACAUGUUUCUUGAUCCUCUGGCUGCAAAAACAGUCCUGGAAUCCAAUCUGAAUAUCACACUCAUUCCCCUUGCAGCGCAACGAAAAGCUGCUUCAUUUGAGUCUGUCCUGGAAGCCUUGGAGCAAACCCAGCAAACUCCCGAGUCAAAGUUUGUCCGAGAGUUAUUUGCAUUAUUGAAGGAACUUCGGAUCAAAGAGAAGCUCUAUCAUCAUGUGGAUAUAUUUUUGGGAGAAGUUCUUGGUGCGGUUUACAUGGUUCAAGGAUCUGACCUGAAAUCGACAGUAAUGCCCAAGCGAAUAAGCGUCGUUGCCAACACAACGAAAAGCACAGAUGGGCAGAUUGUGAUCAGCAAUCAGAGUUCAAAUCUGGUGCAUGUGUUAAGUGAUUUCAAUGGUGAUAUAUAUUACAAUCGAUUGGCAAAUUCUUUAGCGAACAAGAAGCAAUCCGCCAUUAUUGCGAACUUCGAAGAACAAAAGGCAAUUUGGAGCAGGCUGCCAGAUAAUUCAGGGCCUAAACAUACCAAAUUCUUAUAGUAGUACUGCUACAAGGGAAUAAAGAUUACUGCCAAAAGCUCCACCUGGAGCACAGAAUAUUUAAUCGUCUUAGCAAAAUAAAAUAAAAAAUAGGUGGGCUCCAUUGAUUCUGGCACUAGAGAGAAAGCAAUAUCAUCAUAAAUUUAAGAGGGGAAGAAGCAUUGCCUCUAAAUUGCAAACUUCUGCAUUUGUAUUAAUAUGUAAAGGUUCUAGCUUACAGACAAUCCAUGACUUUACA
Messenger RNA from Triticum aestivum (bread wheat), 2002 nucleotides. RefSeq lists its product as uncharacterized. The coding region runs from base 151 to 1764 and encodes 537 amino acids. Gene Ontology annotation, molecular function: hydrolase activity, hydrolyzing N-glycosyl compounds. The record is from RefSeq and is a predicted model, not a curated record. The transcript is spliced from 7 exons. Lineage: Eukaryota; Viridiplantae; Streptophyta; Magnoliopsida; Poales; Poaceae.